This is a messenger RNA of Dictyostelium purpureum, 621 nucleotides long. RefSeq lists its product as uncharacterized. The record is from RefSeq and is a predicted model, not a curated record. NCBI's taxonomy places the organism in Eukaryota, Evosea, Eumycetozoa, Dictyosteliales, Dictyosteliaceae. Bases 1 to 621 code for a protein of 206 amino acids. The transcript has 3 exons.
AUGUUUAGUUUAGAUAAUUUAGAUUAUUUAGAUAUUGUUUUAUUUAUUUUUGUUUUUUCUUUAUUUAAUUUCGUUAGUACCGCAAUCAUCAUCAAAUAUUAUUGUCCACAACAUCAACAAAAUAAGAAUGUUGAAAUGUUUACUAAAGAAGAUGUUGAUCGUCUUAUGGAAAAUCAAAAGAAAGAAAUCAUCAUGAAGUUUUCCAAAGAAAGGGCAAUUCUAUCAAAGGAAAAUGCGGUAAUUCAAUCAAAAUUUGAAAAAAAACAAAAAAAAUCUUUAAAAUUAAAAAAAAUGCUAUCUGCUUAUGAAAAUGAAAUGGGGGAGAUACUAGGUCAACCUUUAUCAUUAACAGAAUCAGCAAAAUUAAAAAAUGCAUUAGAUGAAAACGAACAAUUAAAAAAAAAAACCGUUGAGCUUGAAGAAACCAACUCGAAACUUAAUAAUGAAAUAAAAGUUCAAGUUCAUAAAUUUAAUGCCAUUAAAUUACGUGCCGAGUCAAGAUUGGAGGAUGCAUCGGAACAAUUAUCCGAAAUAAAAAAAGUUGCAAAUAAAGAAAUUUUAGCACUAAGGCUAAAAUUAAAAGAUUCAGAAUCCAAAUUAGCUUUGAAAUCAAAACAAUAA